Messenger RNA from Cucurbita maxima (winter squash), 1476 nucleotides. RefSeq names its product B3 domain-containing transcription factor VRN1-like. Gene Ontology annotation, molecular function: DNA binding. The record is from RefSeq and is a predicted model, not a curated record. Lineage: Eukaryota; Viridiplantae; Streptophyta; Magnoliopsida; Cucurbitales; Cucurbitaceae. The transcript is spliced from 4 exons. Bases 67 to 1341 code for a protein of 424 amino acids.
GAUUUUAGGGUAAGUUGGAUAAAAAAUCUCAAACUCAUUGGGUUUGGAUGAGGACAUACUUUCCUGAUGAUUAAUUUUGGUAGAGUUCUUCAUGACUUUAUUGAUUAUUGUUGUGUUUUUACUAUAAACAACAAACAAAAACCAAUUCGCAAACACAAACAAUCUCUCCGGAUGGCUUUCUUCACUUCACCGAUUCCCCAUUUCUUCAAGAUCAUUCUCCACCACACUCUCAUCGAAAGAAAGCUUGAUCUUCCAAGCAAGUUUGUUAUCAACAAUCGCGCUUCUUUGCUACACAACAACGCCACUCUCAGCCUUCCGGACGGCGCAAACUGGGAGGUCGAACUCAAGAAAUCGGAUGGCAAAGUAUCGUUCGCAAGAGGCUGGCCGGAAUUCGUGCAGUUUUACAAUGUGAAAGCUGGAUAUUUCGUGGUUUUCAGAUUGGAAGGAAAUCGGUGCUUCAAUGUUCUCAUUUUCGACUUGAGUGCUACGGAAAUCGAUUAUCCGAUCAAGCCGAGGAUCUUCCGCCGGCUACGUAAGGACCACAACAGAGCCUUCGAUCGCCGCCCGCCGAUUCUGCUUCCGAAGAGCGAGAACGAAGAUGAUGAGGACAACUCUGUUGUUGUGUUAAACGACGCCGUUUCGAGGAAGAGGAAACGAGAAAAAGAUCACGAAGCUGCUUUUUGUUCCCUACGCGAGAUGAAGAAGAUGAUGAGGACGAACAUGAAGAUAAAGCAUCAACGAUUCACUACACCUCAACGAUUCAGCGAUGAUGAAGAAGAAGACGAAGACGAAGAAGAAGAAGAAGAAGACGAAGAAGACGAAGAAGACGAAGAAGACGAAGAAGAAGAAGAUUACUCGUGGAGACAGAGAAAGUACAGAGGAUCAGCGCGUAAUCACGAAGACGGCGGCCGAUUCAGUCCAGAAUCGAUGAGACCUAUGCAUCCUCCAAGGACGCCGAAGCCAUUAACGGAGAAUCAAGAGCGAGUUCUGAGAAUAGCGAGUUCGUUCAAAUUGAGGACGAAGAAUCCUUCAUUCAUGGUAACGAUGAGGCCUUCCUACAUCCAAACAGGAAAUUACCUGAGUUUGCCGAGAAGCUUUGCGGAGAGGUACCUGCAAGAAUCGACGGACGUGAAGCUGGAAGUGGCGGACGGGAGGAUUUGGAGCGUGUGGUGCGGUGUACGGUGGGCGUUUACGAGGCGGCGGACGGAGUUGAAAUGCGGUUGGAAGAGAUUCGCUGUGGAUAAUCAGUUGAAGGAAGGGGACGUGUGUGUGUUCGAAUUGAUGAACAGAAUCCCCAAAGUGUUCUUCAAAGUCACUAUUUUCCGGCGACCGGCUAACUGAAUUCAUCAUUCUCCUGCUUUUUCUAUUUCUUUUUCUUCGCUCCCUUUCUGCUUCAACCCGUGACUGUUUAACCUUACCCUACGUACGUCACAGGCACAUAUAGACUUUCAGUUUAGCUAUAAAUGCUUUUUGUUA